UUUAAACUGUAAUGAGCAUUCCAAUCUAAAAUUAACACCUUGUUGGAAAUUUCAGCGUAUCUUGUUAUUAGCGAUAUUUACUAUUGGUAGGUCACAUAAUCUAAGUUUUAAAGUAAUUUUUUAAAGACAUUCUUCUUCCUUUUAAGUGUCAAAUACAAGUCUAAGAAGUUUACUACUAAGUCUAAUAUCCAACGUUUAACUAAAAAUAGCCUAGGCCUACUAGCCUACUGAGAGUAGUCUUAGUCUUAGCCUUUACUUUAUGAAGUUUGUCACUCAGACUUAAUACCACUAACUUAGUUUACUCCAAGUUUACUUAGUGAUGUAAUAAAUUAGUGAAGUAUUACUUAGUUAUUUAGUAAAGUCGUAUAACUUAGUAUUUUUGGUCUUAGACUUGAAUUAACUUAAGACUUAGGCCUAGGUCUGUACACUGUACACUGUUAAGUGUUGUAGUUGUAGUCUAUUACUAGUAGACCCACUGGACUCUUGAAUUAAUGGAACUUCUUAGAUUCUCAGGAGGCCUAAACUUUAAGGUUAAAAUUUAAAUAAUAAAGGAAAUUUAAAAGUUGGGUAUUAUUAUUUAAAGUUGACCAAUAUUUCAUGUCAUUUAAAAUUUAGACUAGACCAGUGGUCGGCAAACUCAUUAGUCAUUAGUCAAAAUAACCAAAAAUCAGCGUCAGGACAAUUACAAAUUUUUUUAGAACCUGUCAAGAGCCAUGUUUUUCGAAGUCAGUUUAAACUAUCUACUAAACAUUAAAUACAACCAGUUAUAAUAAUAAUAAUAAUCUUAUUUAUUAUUAUCGACAAAAUAUUCAAAACACGCAUUAAACAUUAAAUUCAACCAGAUAUUAUAAUAAAAAUCUUAUUCUUAUUGACAAAAAAUACAAAAAUCAAAACUCGCAUUUAAUGUGAACUAUGAAUUUGAAUAUCCUUGGAAAGUUUUAAGUCUAGUUUGUAUGCUGUUGAUUUUAAUUUCAAGCAGGAUUCCAGAUUCUCAUCAGUAAGACGAUUUAUAAAUUUACUCUUGAUGGGGUUCAUGCUUGAAAAUGAUUUUUCACAUGAAUACUUAGAGCCAGAGAGCCGCAAUCAGGUCGCUAAAGAGCGGUUCGCGGGCAUGGGGCGAGCCGUGAUUUGCUGACCACUGGAUUAGACUAAUCUAGUAGUAGUAGGCUAUACUUUAUUAUAUAAUAAAUCACAAAAGAAAUGAAAAUGAAUGCAGAAUUUAAAUGACAAUUGAUUUACAAAGAAACGUUUUAAAGUAGGCCUAAAACUACAAAGACUAAAUCAAUUAUUCUUAAUUAGUAACUUUUAUUAGCAUUAGGUCUUCACAGUGGCAAAUGAUAUGGGGGGUAACGGGGCUGCCCACCUCAGGUGACAUUUUCUUUUGUCUUAUAAGUUUUAUGGACAUGGAAAAGUGGCUUUUCGCCCAACUAAUGUCAUCACUAGAUUUUUUUGUGGAACGGGGUGGCAAAAUUCUCGGCCUGGCACAGGUGACACUAAGCCUACUUGCUCUGCCACUGGGUCUACAACCAGGGCAAACUCUUAUUUUAGCAUUAGCAUUGCUAAUUGUUUUGUCAUUAUUUUAUUACGUAUCAUUUUUGAUAAUUCUUUAUGUGAUACUAUUACUAUUACUUGUCAAUGUCAAUGGGCCAGUCUAUUUAAUAGACAUACGAAACAAAUUUUAUCAUUUAUAAGUUAUUAAUAAUUUCGGCCUGCCUAAUUAAAUUUUGUUUAUGUUCCUUGUUACUGUUACCGCCUAUAUUAUUUAAAAGAAUCAGAAUCUAUUUAUGCAUGCUACUUAAUUUCAUUUUUUAUCUGCGUCUAACAAAUACCUACUUUAUUUUUUACUCAACUUUUAUAGCAUAAGAAGGCUUAGGCCUUCUAUAAGCUAAGGUUGUUUUUAUUCAAUAAGGCAAACUAACUUUCUAAGUCUUUCAAAACAAUCAGCUUUAAAAAAAUUGUACCAAAACAAAAAAAGUUCCAGCCAUCUCAACUUUUGUCAUUUAAGCUGUAAGCUACAUUUUUUAGCCUUAGCUCUUCUGUUAUUGAUGUGCUCAGUCCAAUUUACUCAAAGUCAAAGAAAACAUCAACAUCUUAGUGGCAAGUAUGCUUAAUAAAUGACCAAUUAAUUUAUUAACUAUUAUUUAUCAAACUUCACUUUAAAAUAUUAACGACAUAUGCUGACAUUUUGUUAAUUCUUCCGACAAAUUUUUUACAGUUGUCUGUGAAUUAAUAAUUAAAAAAUUCUAAAAUACAAUUACUUAUAAUGAUCUUUAAAAUACGAAGGAAAAUAAUAACCUAACUGUUACGCACUGGCUUCUAAUAUGAGAAAGUAAUCUCCUAUUUUAAUUUUAAUUGGCUCGUUGUAAACAGUGCCUACUAAAGGACGAUACCAUAGAGUCAACAAUAUUAAAGAUACGACACCCAAAUUAGUUGCCGGUUACAAUUAAUUAAGAUUUAUUUUUAUUAAGUAUUAAUACAUUAACAAAAAAAAAGAAAUAUAAUUAUAAAUCAUUAACUUACAGUAUGGUAGAUCUUGUACCGGUACACAGUUAAUACAGUUAGGAAAAUGUGCCAAUGAAUAAUGAUGAAUGUGAAAUAAACACAUAUGAGAAUGAGCACACAAAUACAGAAAGUAAGAAUAAUACAUGUCUCGUAAAGUUAAUAAUUUCUAUCUGAAUCUCCGUCUCUCCGAGCCUGUCAAUUCUUUAUAUAGUUGGGUCAACCGACGCGUAAGCCCUGCCUUCUAGAAGCUACGCAGCAUUUCUGGAACAAUCACAAUCAUUCUACAAAAUACUAUUUAGGACAGAUUAAUUAUUUUUAGUGGCUGUUGGCAUCAACACGACAGAUCAAAAGACUAAGCCACACCCAUCUGUGAACACAGCGUCUCAUGCGGGGUCAAUCAGAGUGCACGCACGAGAAAAAUUAUGUAAACAAGCUCUAUAUAACACUAACCAUAUAUGAAGAUCAUUGAGCUAAUAACCAAAUAGAAUGAGUUUAUGUUAUUUACUGUUUUUUAGCCUGUCCCCAGCAUUUUUUAUCUUAAUCAAGUUCAAAUUAUUCUUUGACAUACACACAACUUGAAUUAGUGUAUUAAAAUUAAAAAAUCUUGUUAAGACUCACAUAGACAAUUUGUUACAAUUAGAACUGUCACUCACCUACACAUAAUAUAUUUUAUAACUAGAUAAGAUUAGACAAAUGUUGAAGUUUAGGUUCAAAAUAUUUUAACAUAAUGCUGAUUGACUUGAAGUUGAGAUUAAAAUUUAAAAAAGUAAAAUCCAGAAUUAUAAUGACAAAAGUAUACUAACUUGCUAAUAGUAAACUUCAUACACUAAUGAUAGUUUAAAUUAUUGGUUAAUUUUUUCUUUUUCAAAAAAUUGAUAUUUUGACAUUUUUAACAGCUUCUUAAAAAAUCUCUCUAUGGUUAACCAACCCAUACAAUAAUCUUAUGGAGCAUUUUGAUUUUUGCAAUACAGUUACAAUUGACAGACCCAAUGGAAAAAAAAUGGGAAAAAAAAAUUCCUGCCUUUUAAUUAUCUCAAUUGCCUUUAGGCCAUUUAUGAAUUGUUUUAAAACUAGUCUUCUCUCGUCUGCCAUUGUGGGUCCAGUAAAAUGGAUGUGAAAUAUUUUAUUAACCCAAUCUUAAUUUCAUUUAUUUUACCUAAUGAACUUAGAUUUGAAAAAUAAAUGUUUUAAUGUUCUCCUACAAAAUUUCACUUUCACCUUACAUUUAGAAAUCUAAUACUUAACCUCAUCAAUAAGUCUUAUUUAAAACUGUAUCGCUAUAACAAUAAUUAUAAUUGAAAUUUAAUUAUCAAUUUCCUUGGAUCCAGACAUGAGUCUAGCUGAGAUUAAUGAGAACACAAGAACUGGGCGUGAAAGUGCCUUACUUGGAGACUAUGACACUGCCAUGGUGUACUACCAAGGUGUCAUCCAGCAAAUCCAGAGGCUGAUAGGCACAAUAAAAGAUCCUGAAAAGAAGAGAAUGUGGAAUCAGGUUGAGAUUUAAUUAACUCAUUAAGCAACCUCUCCAAAUUUUGUUUUCUGAUUAUCAUUCUUUACUUACUAAUUAUAACUUUAAUGGAUUUUGGAUAAGUUAUUGAAUAGAAAAAUUAAUGUAACAUUGAUUUUAUUGGGGCUCUUAUUUCUUUGCAGCAAUAUCUUUUAAGUUUAUUUUUCACAGAAAUUAAAAAAAGUCUUAUAAACAUAUUUUAAAAAGGAUGCUUCUUUCGGACCCGUACAGAGUUUGGGGUUAUUAAAAAAUAUUUUAAAAUUAUUGUAGGGUUUGUAAGACAAAAAUUGGUAUCAAAUAAAAGAUAAUUAAAUGGACUAUAUGUUUGUAAACUUACUUUUUCAGUUUAACUAAAAUAAAAUACCACAAAUGACAUACGGAUAGAAUUAAAUAAAAAUGGAACCGGAAACGCAUCCCCGCUAUUCGGACUCGGGUCCCAUUAGACUCAAGCUAUUCGGAUGUCAUUUGUGGUAGUUUAUGUUAGUUAAACUGAAGAAGUAAGUUUACAAACAUAUAGUCCAAUCAAUUAUCUUUCAUUUUAUACCAAAUUUAGUCUUAAAACCUAACAAUAAUAUUUUAUUUUAAAUUUUAAUCCCAACCUCUCCCUUCGUGGACCUGGGUCCGAAUAGCCACUUCGUUUUAAAUAUCUGCAAGAAGCAAAAUAAUUUUUACGAUUGAUGAUUUUGGAUAUGGUUUUAAAUUGGUCUUCUAGUCUAUUGGCUAUUGGUUUGAUAGAUUUUAAAUGAAGCUUUUAUAAACUUAAAAAAAAUACCAGUUAUUUCCAUUUAAAUCGCUCUAGAACAUACAAGUCACAAACGAGAUGAACAACUGGGCACAAAAAAAAUUUGUAGAAAGAAAUGAUUUUAAAAUAAAAUUUAAUACAUUUUUAUGUAUUUAAAAAAAAAAGUAUGCACCAAUACCUGCUGAGCAUGCUAUGAAUGCUGUACUUUUUAAGCUCUUCAAGACAUGACAUGUUCUAGUGAAAGUCAGUAAAUGUUGUCUUGAAAGCCAUCAUUAAUUUGUUUUGUUUUGUUGUUUUAAGCUGAAGCAGGAGGUCAUCAAAGAGUAUGAACAAGUUCAAGAAAUCAAUAAGACAUUGCAGUCCUUUAAGACUGAAUCUGUUCAUAGUCCCAAUGGUGCCUAUGGUGCAUUCAGUGGCUAUGACAGAGGAUUUAACCAAGAUUACCAAGAUCCACGUCAUGAACAGCCUACUCGAGAUCCAGAUGUUUGGCCUCCACCUACACCGGUUGAACAGCGGUAAAUUUGAAAAUUUAAAUUCUGAUAAAUCAAGAGACACCAUGUAAGGUGUAGAGUAAAAUGCUAAAGUUUUCAACGACGCCCAUCUUCAGGGUGAUGGAAAUAAAAACGUAAAAUCAUUUUUUAUAAUAAUACUAAGUACAACUCCUAAAAAAAAAAUCCUGUGGAAAAAAGGAUACCAGACCUCAAGAUAAAAUUUGCAGGCAAAUGGUACACUUUGUGUGACUUGUGUGGGGAUCUGUUACUCUGGAAUAUUUAAAAUAAUUUUUUUUUAUAUUUGGAAGAAAAAAAAACUUUUCUGUAAUAUUUAGAGAACAUGACUGUGUUAGAAAUGAUGAAAGUUUACAUUUAAUAAAUUGACGACAGAAUAUGAACUGCCUUGAAAUAUGACUAUAAUCUUUUCAACUCUUAAGACCGUCUCCAAAUAUUAGAGGUCAGCAAAGGCCAGCACAGCCGAGAGGUGCUUCCAACGGCAGAGCCGCCCGCCCUGCUGCCCCCAGCCAGAGCAGACAAAAUGCUGGUACACCGGGGCCACCUAAAGGUCGUGCUGGGGGAAGUGGCCGUGAUGCUAGUGCUAAAGGAAAGAAAGGGGAGCCAGUAAGAAGGAUUGAUUAGACAUUUCACAUUAAAAGAAAAUUCUUAUUAGGAUAUUUUACCUAUUUCCUGCUAUUUAAAAAACAUGGCCCAUUGUUUGUGUUUAUUUUUUUAUUCUCUUUGCAUAUUUUACUGAACUAAUCUAUAAUUUUAUCUACAUAUAUUCAGACCGAUGAAAAGAAGUUUGAUGCACAAGGUCAUGACAAAGAUUUAGUUGAACAUCUUGAGCGAGACAUAUUACAGAGAAACCCAAAUGUUCGAUGGUAAGGAGAGAACAUUGUAUCUGUUUCAUGUAUAGUAUUCUACAGAUUAUUAAGUACAAUUACGUUUCUGACGUAGUCUCAACAUUAUGGAAAAAUUGAUUACUUUCCUGACAUAGUCUUAACAAUAUGGCAAAUUGAAAAUUAAUAUUGUUUUUAAAACAAAAAAUUUUUUUAACACUAAUUUGUUUAACAAUAACACAGUAAUAAAUGUUUAAAUAAAUAGCUAAAUUUCUAUACAGAUUAUAAAAAACUUUGUUGCCUGCAUUAAAUUAAGCAGAUUUUUAUUUUGAUGGCAUGUGAUGUUUGAGCUUGUGGACUUCCCUGUCAUCUUCACGUUAAUACUUGCAUGUGAUGUACUGACAUGUUUGUAACAUGAAAGUAUGGGUUACAUUUAAUUGCUUUUAUUUUCAGGGAUGACAUAGCAAGUUUGACAGAGGCCAAAAAGCUUUUGGAAGAAGCGGUUGUUUUACCACUGAUUGUUCCAGAUUUUUUUAAAGGCAUCAGACGACCAUGGAAGGUGAGCUGUUACAUUGACCUAAUUGUUAUAUUUCUUGUUAUUUAUUUAUUAUUUCUUGUUUUGUAUUGUCUGCUGAAGAGGGCGUUUAGUCAAAGUGUCUUAUAAAUUUAAGCCUAAACAUAUCUUGUUCCACAAUUUAUUUACUGUUACAUUUCUCAGCUCUUUCAUAUUUUUUUGUGUGUGUUGGUCUUCAAAAGUGCUAAUUUCUACUUCAUUUUUAAAAAAAAUAAAUCGCAAAAUGUCUUAAUCAUAAUCAUUGCAAAACAGUGUGAUUAAAUCUUGAAUUUUAUAUAUGAGUGACCCAGAUCUUAAAUGAUAUUGUAGGUUUGUUAAACAAAUAGCAAUGACCACUAUAAUAUAAUGAUGACAAUUAUUUCAAUUCAAUAGUUCCAUUAUCUUUUAAGUUUCUCUCAUUGCUUGCUUUUUAUUCCUAGAGGAUUUCUUAUUGUAUUUGGCUUGUCUGUCUAAAAAAUGAUGGUUUUACGUAAAACAUGAUAGCUUAAUACAAAUGUAAAUGCUAUUAUGGCCAUAAUAUUGUGUUUAUGUUUAAGAUCAAAAUGCUUGGCUUAGUUCUGUCACUUCAGACAUGGUUUAUCGCAGCUACUGUAAAUUCAGCUUCAAGUGGAACUUAUAUAAUUUUGUCAUGUGAUUUGUCAGGGUGUGCUCAUGGUGGGUCCACCUGGGACAGGAAAGACCUUGCUUGCUAAGGCUGUGGCCACUGAGUGUGGAACAACAUUUUUUAAUGUUUCAACUUCCAGUCUCACAUCCAAGUGGCAUGGGGAGUCAGAAAAGCUCGUUAGACUUUUAUUUGAGAUGGUAAGUAUUAAUUGUGGGGAAUAUCUUAUCAUUAUAUGUUAGUCGUGGGCAGUUACUUAUCAGUUAAAAUUAUCAUAAAUUAACACAAUGUUUAUAUGUGGGAACCAUUCACUUUUUGUUUGAAAAAAUCUCUAAAAUGCCAUGUCCUGGUAUAAUGCCUUCUCUUUAUAUUGUUCCAUAACAUGUUUUUUUCUUCUCCAGAACCAUGAAACUUUAGGUUGUAAAACAGUUAACUCAUUAACUCUGUCAACAUGGACAAUAUAUAUUUAAGUGGAUUUAAAUUCAAUGCAGGAAUCUGUAUAGUAUUACUGAAGCAAGCAUAAUUAACACAUAAAUUAUCAUUAAUUGCUCUCAAGUUCAACAUCUGAGUCAUUUUUUUAUUUUUACAAAAUUGCCAUUCAUUGGUGUAAAAACUAAAAAAUGUAUGAAAAUCUGGCUUAGAAGAAAUUUUCAUUAAAAGUUGUGACUUAUCCAUAAAAAAAGAAUUUUUGAAUGCAACAAAAGGGAGAGCACAGAUAAUUUUUCAUUUUUGCUUUGUUAGAAUAUAAAGUGUUAAUGAAAAGAAUGCUUACAUGCGCAUAUAAUGUAAAUUACUAAUUUAAAAUGUCAUUUUUUUGCCAUAAAUUUUUUGCAUUAUAUUAUGCAGUAACAUCUGGUAGUUGUGGAGAAUCUCAGGUCAUCAAAUGUUAGUUUUUAUUGAAAACCAAUGGUUAUCAGUAAAGCCAACAUUUAAGAUUGUUUGGAUUUAUUAAAUGUUACAUUUUUAAUACAGAAUGUGAUACAAUUAAUUAUACCUUUUAUAGCUUCAAAUCUUUCAUAUACUUCUAAGGCAAGAUUUUAUGCCCCAAGUACAGUAUUUAUUGAUGAGAUUGAUUCAAUUUGUUCCAAACGUGGUUCUGGGUCUGAACAUGAAGCAAGUAGAAGGGUCAAGUCAGAAAUUCUUGUACAGAUGGAUGGUAAGCUGUUGAGUUAAUUGACAGAAUAAGAUUAUUUACAACAAAAGAAAUGUAAAAAUGUAUUACAAGCCAUACAUAAUCCUCCAAAAUCCACACUUGCAAGAUCACCGAGUGUGUUAUUACUAUUUUAGUGCUUAGAAACAAAACUGAUAUCUAUUUGACAUGUAAUUUAAAAUGAUAUUUAAAUUUCUCUAGCUUUUUCUGUUGAAACAAAAAAAAUUGUGUUUGGGGAGAACAUUAAAGAAACUAGCAAUAGAUGAUGUACCACCAUUAUCUAAUUUUAUAAUAUGUCUGGGGGCAUAUUCAGUACUUUCAUAUUCAAACUUACCUGUCCCAGGCUUUCCUAGAGUUGGAUUUAAAAAAAUAUUUUAUUAAUUCAAAAGGAAAAUUGUAACAAUUUACUUGCUGUAAUGGAAUGUUCACACGGUUUCUUACAUUUCUAAAACCAAUUGGUUGACAUCAGAUCUAUAAUGUGAAAACCAUAUUGCCUGUUAUGAAAUAGUUGUGCAGUUUAGUCGGUUCGUCUAUUUACACUUCACAAAAACUCAGGUGUCAGCAGUGUAAGUGAAAGUGAUGAUGCCGCCAAGGCUGUGAUGGUUCUGGCAGCCACAAACUUCCCAUGGGAUUUGGAUGAAGCUUUGAGGAGGAGGCUGGAGAAGAGAAUCUACAUUCCUCUGCCAGAUGGUGAGUCUCGAACAAUAUUAGUCUAAGAUCCUAUUAUAAUCAACUGUUCAGAGGUGCUUAGUUUGGGCUGUAAUUUUAUUUGUUUUUGCCCACUUUCAUUUAUUGAUUAAUAUUUCUCAUUAUGUCGGACUAAGAUGAGCAAAUUUCUCUGAUAAACAUGAAAAUUCAAAGGAAUAUUUUUUUGUGUAUGUUUUAUUUAAAGAAAUAUUUAAUAUAUAUAAUAUAUGUUAUAUGAGAAAAAUAUCCUAGUGAUGUACUAAUUAAUGAUACAUUUUACACCUAGCUGAGGGUAGAAAACUGCUGUUGGACAUAAACUUGAAAGAAGUAGAAAAAGGAGAAGAUCUGGAUUUGGGCAAAAUUGCUGACAUGUUGGAUGGGUAUUCUGGUGCUGACAUCACCUGUGUCUGCAGGUCAGUAUAUUUAAGUGUUAUAUUUAUUUUAACUUGUGUAAAAACUUUCUAUUUAAGAAUGCAUUUAUAUUUUUAAAAUUCAUAUUUUGAACGGUUUUUGCUUUAUGUUGCCAGAGAUGCAGCCAUGAUGUCAUUCCGACGGAGAAUAGCAGGCCUGCGCCCUGAGGAUAUUCGUAAUAUUCCUAAAAAUGAGUUGACAUUGCCCACCACCAUGGACGACUUCACUGAAGCCAUCAAGAAGGUAAACAAGAGCGUCUCCCAGGAAGACCUUGAGAAGUACAAGAAAUGGAUGGAAGAAUUUGGCUCAGUGUGAGGCGGAGGGUUAAUGCUUUAUCUAGACAAUGUGUAGUCCCAGAGGAGGAAUGUCUGUAGUACAAAAUUUUGAGAAUCAUGGCCUUUCCUUCCUCGCAGUGUGUCAUUAUAUUGCUUCCACUGUGGAAUGGUUUAUAAAUUUUUAUUACAACGUUAUCUGUUGAUUUAGAGGUUGAAGUCAGCAUAUCCCUCACUCUCCCAACCCCCCUAAUCUGACCUCCAGAUACCACAGUGUAUUUUUAAAAAAAUGGGAACAAAUUGUGUCCUGGUGUCUAUGCAUUAAAUGCUGUCAAUCCACUUGAUGGAUGUCCUACGUAAAUGCAGUGGUUUUUUUGUUUACAUAGCUUUUAGACAGCUGCAGUAAGAGUGACAAUAGUGUUUUCAUAUUUUGUGAUUUUAGGCAUAUUUAAAUCGUAAAGAUUUAUUCACGUCCACUAAGCCCAGAAGUAGAUCAAUAUUUUAGGGUGCAACUCAUAUAUUACCAAUAAAACUAUAUGAUUGAGGAAAUCUUCUGGGUAUCUUUAUUUGAACUCAAGUCUUCUACUACUGCAGCUUUGUUUAAACUCCUUUAUCUUUGAACACAAUUAUUCAGCCAUUAGGUUGUAAAUAUAGAUAUAAUGCUGCACAAUAAAAUUGUUACCAUAAUAGUGCAGCAAAGCACUAGCUUAUUGAAACUAUUUUCAUCUUACCAUGUACUUUUCUAUGGUUUGGACCACUGAUGUUACUUGCAUAAAUAGUUUAACAUUGCUGCAAAAUAAAAUUUUUACCCUAAUGCAGCAAAGUACUAGCUUUUUGAAACUAUUUUCAUCUUACCAUGUACUUUUCUAUGGAUGUGACCACUGAUGUUACUUGCAUAAGUAGUUUAACAUUAUUAUGACUAAUCACGAGAUGCACCUAAAACUGUUUAUUCAUGGUGCAGCAUGCUCCUGACUUUUGCAUACGUUUUAAUGAUAAAGUUCAUUUUAAAAUGAAAAUCUGUAUUAAAAAAAACAAACAGGGUAGUACAUGGUGACCAUACAUUUUAAUCAAGUGGUUAUAGAAAACUGAAUAGCCUCCCCCAGGACCCAAGCCAUGGAUUUGAGACCCUUGUUUUAUUAAAUUGUAGAGUUUCAUUGAAUAUGAGUAUGUGAUGCCCAGUCUCAAUUUAUUAACAAUAUGAUUAGGAAAACAUAAAAGCUAAGGGAUAAAAAUAUACCAGCUCAGUGGGCUACAAAAACCCCUUGUUAUUAUUAAAUUGGAAGUGCAAUCUGCCAAAGAAAUGAGAGUUAAGGAAACAAUUUCUGUGCUAAAUUUUUUUUUUAAAGUUCAGAUAAACAUUGUAUACAGGUUAAAAAAUAAAAGCAAAUGUUGAUUUAUCACAACUACCCAACUUUGUUUGCGAGGGGACUUUGCAACUAUUUAACCUUCAUUCACAAUCGUUUAGUUCAAACUUCAAGGAUGGAUUAUUUGAUCAGUGCCUAGGAGGAUAGGAACACUUGUUAUUGCAUUGAUUAGGGACUUGCACACUCCUUCUAAAACAGGAUGCAGUUUUCCCUAGGCUGGCCAAAGAAGACUUUAUGUACAUGACAACACAAUGGAACUGUUGGGAGACUAAGGCUGGGGUUCUUUUGUUUUUUCUUUCUUUCUGAGAAUAUGCUACGUCCUUCCUUCCGUUAGGAAGCACAGAUUAUUCCAUUCAUUGGUUCUGAGGUUUCCAUAGUGAAACUCAAGACAAUAUCAAUCUGGGGUGAGUGCGGAAAA
Molecule: messenger RNA, 11558 nt
Organism: Lymnaea stagnalis (great pond snail)
Lineage: Eukaryota; Metazoa; Mollusca; Gastropoda; Lymnaeidae
Source: the annotation of a GenBank genome assembly